AUGGUGACAUUCAAGAUGCUUCGCUCUUCGUCGGCGGACGCGACCAACGAUGUCCGAUCGCCUGACGAAAAGGCCCUCGUCCGACGACUGGAUAUCUUUCUUAUGACCUUUGGCUGUCUUUCACAGGUCAUCAAGUAUCUCGAUCAACAAAACAUCAAUAAUGCAUAUGUCUCGGGGAUGAUGGAAGACCUGAACCUAUAUGGAAAUGAGCUGAAUUUAUUUACAACAUAUUUCAACGUCGCAUACUGCAUCAUGCUCAUCCCUUCGCAAAUCAUACUCACUUAUGUGCGCCCAAGCUACUGGCUCCCGGGCCUGGAGAUUAUAUGGGGUGUCCUAACCGGCUUGGUCGCCAUGUGCAGCAACGCGAAACAAGUAUAUGUCCUGCGUGUCUUCCUGGGUCUAUGCGAGAGUAGCGCAUGGCCAGGAAUGAUGACUCUUUUCAUGUACUGGUAUACGCCAACAGAGCUCGCCAAGCGAAUGGGAUUCUACCACUCCUGCCAAGCUGUCGGGCAAAUGCUAUCUGGUGCCAUGCAAGCAGCAAUCUCCGACACGCUCGAUGGCCAUGCCGGACUAGCAGGGUGGCGGUGGCUAUUUGUGAUCAAUGCCAUUAUCACCGUCGUCUGGGGAUUUGCAGGAUUCUUCAUGAUUCCCGAUCUGCCCAACCGACCGAAUCCGCGAGCAUUCUGGUUCAAGAAGAUCCAUGGCGAGCUUUCACUGGAGCGACUUGCUCGCAAUGGCCGCGCCGAACCUAAGCGCAUGACUUGGGCUGGUGUCAAGCGUACCUUCUCUGGGUGGGUGGUCUACUUCAUCGCCAUCUUGUACAUUGCGACAGUGCUUGGAACCUACGGAUACGUUUACUUCUCGCUUUUCCUCAAGUCACUCAAGAACCCUGAUGGAACCCCCCGAUGGACCGUAACUCAGGUCAACGCUAUCCCCAUUGGUGGAUCUGCGAUCAAUGUCGUGUUCGUUUGGAUCUGGGCUCUUCUUUCUGAUUUCUUCGAAACCCGCUGGACAUUGAUUGUCGUUCAGGCGGUUAUUGGAAUUAUCCCCUGCAUUAUCAUGAGUGCUUGGACCGCAAACCCGGCUUCGGUAGCCCUAUCCGCUGCCUAUGCUUCAUAUUUCAUCUCAUAUAUAUGUCUCGGAACAGCACCACUCAUCUUCGCGUGGCUGUCAGAUCUCAUCCCCCAAGAUCCCGAAGCACGGUCGCUGGCCGUUGGAGUCGCUGUUGCCGGAUACUACUCCAUCUCUGCCUGGUCGCAAGUGCUCGUUUGGCCUGCGUCGCAGGCUCCAUAUUACAAGUACGGAUGGCAGUCUGCGCUGGCCUUGUUGGUUCUCGUAAUCAUCAUGACGAGUAUUCUGAGAUUUGUGGAUGUGCGGUACCUCUUGCCCCAGCGCGAGGAAUUCCGCGCUGAGAUUGAAGAGGACAUUGUUGCCAGCAAGGCAAAUUCGUCGGCGAUUCCGGCUGUUUCAGCCGAAAAUAGAAGGCACAACGGUGAAAGCUCGAAAGUUACACAUACUGCUAGUGUCAACGAGGUAUAG
Penicillium salamii is the source of this 1539-nucleotide messenger RNA. The record is from the annotation of a GenBank genome assembly. NCBI's taxonomy places the organism in Eukaryota, Fungi, Ascomycota, Eurotiomycetes, Eurotiales, Aspergillaceae.